This is a messenger RNA of Tripterygium wilfordii, 603 nucleotides long. Its product is annotated as serine/threonine-protein kinase ZRK4-like. The record is from RefSeq and is a predicted model, not a curated record. Bases 1 to 603 code for a protein of 200 amino acids. Gene Ontology annotation, molecular function: protein serine/threonine kinase activity; ATP binding. NCBI's taxonomy places the organism in Eukaryota, Viridiplantae, Streptophyta, Magnoliopsida, Celastrales, Celastraceae. The transcript has a single exon. Gene Ontology annotation, biological process: protein phosphorylation; cell surface receptor signaling pathway. Gene Ontology annotation, cellular component: plasma membrane.
AUGAGAUGGGGGAAAAGAAAGAAAGAAAGAGAGCGGUUUUUCUUGAGGAAUGGAGGUAAGAUGUUAGAACAGAUCAUCACCUCUUUUAAUGGCAAGUGCAAUCCCAUCCGAAGCUUCUCAGAGAAAGAGCUCAUAGGGGCAACAAACAAGUAUGAUGGAAGAAAACUCCUGCACGGGGACUGGAAUUUCUGCAUGCAUGAGGGAACAAAUGAAUCUCGUUCUGUUUUAGUCAAGAAGUUCAACAAAGAAAGGCAUGCGCCUGGGGAUCACUUGGAUAUUCUUGAAUUGGUGACAAAUGAAAUAGCAAUUGCAUCCAACAUGAGCAAUCACAGCAACUUCUUGAAUCUUUUGGGGUGCUGCUUGGAGACUGAAUUCCCCAUAUUGGUCUACGAAUUUGGAGUAAAUCUUUCAUAUCAGAUCAUAAACAGUCUGCCAUGGGAGACCAAGUUGAGAAUCGCAAAUGAAAUGGCAAACGCAAUCGCUUAUCUCCAUUAUGGCACCUCCAGAAUGAUCAUCCAUAGAGACAUUAAGAUUAGUCACAUAUACCUUAACCAGGACAACAUUGCCAAAGUGUCUGAGUUUCAACCUGGAGGAUUACAAUGA